GCAGCAACCCAUGCAUGUGAAAACAUCUUUGUUCGAAAGGACAUAUCAGUUGUUCGGAGAAAUAACUCCUCACCGAAAUUGCUUGAAUCAGCGACCGAACCAAACCAACUCCCUUGGCCCGUCUCACCGGUGAGACCACAUCAGACUCCAGCGACAGCCCAAUGCCAUUCUUCCGCAAGCGAAGAGAAGGAUCCCUGGCUCCAUCCUGGCUGCCUGAAUCCAAGGACCACAAGCCUUCCAAGACGGGCAGCCACCCGCUGCGCGCGCUUCUCGUCGGCAAGAAGUCCAAGCAGCCCGCAGCCAAUCCUCGUCCCCGUGCCACCCCUCCAGCGCUACCCAACAACAGCGACAACACAAAUAUAGAACAUCCGACCACCACCGCCAGCACCCAGACGCCAGUCUCAAACACUAUCUCAUUCUUCGACCCCAAGACACAAACCUCAGUCUCGUGGCACAACAUCGACCCUCCAACCGACCUACUCGUCUCGUUGGAUGAGAUAGUUCUCGUCCCCGAACACCCCAGAUCCUACGCACCCGAGAUGAUUGAGCAUCCCAGCAGCAGAACCUCACCCCCAAGUCCGACGGCUGCUACACUUCUCCCCGGCUACAACGACGUCAGCGGCUCCGUCAUUGUGGACUGGAACGGAUACCCGCAUUUCCUCUCGCCGCAGGAGGAACACGACCGGCAGCUGCAGCUGGAGCAAGCAGUGCAGGAGAGGAUGCUGGGCUUGCCGAGGCGGACGGAUUUUGCGUGGGAGCGGCCCGGCCAUGUUCGUCAGCAAUCUCAGCAGACGUUGCCGAGAUAUACACCGGCCGGGGCGAAGUCGGGGUCGCGGUCCUCGAUUCAGAGCGCGAGUAGUGGGGGUUCUUGUCGGAGGUGAUGUUGGGUGGCUUUCGGGGAGGGAAAUUAGGAGACGUUUCGAAGCAGCAGUUUGGUGUGGUUUGAGACCAUGUGCGGGUGUUUGACAUUCCUGGGUGUUAGUGCCAUUGGCGCUGGAGGCUUGUAGAUGGGCACUUGCUGACUCGAUAUUUUGGUGUGGAUCACCAGAAGUGAGAUUUUACGAUUGAUGAAUUAUGCUAUGCGUGG
Molecule: messenger RNA, 1087 nt
Organism: Aspergillus saccharolyticus JOP 1030-1
Lineage: Eukaryota; Fungi; Ascomycota; Eurotiomycetes; Eurotiales; Aspergillaceae
Exons: 1
Coding region: 162-881 (239 amino acids)
Source: RefSeq, a predicted model, not a curated record